Molecule: messenger RNA, 330 nt
Organism: Spirometra erinaceieuropaei
Lineage: Eukaryota; Metazoa; Platyhelminthes; Cestoda; Diphyllobothriidea; Diphyllobothriidae
Source: the annotation of a GenBank genome assembly
AUGAACCUGUUCGUCGCCCCCCGCGACAAUUUCGGCCUGGUUAUCAACACGGAGAAAACGGUGGUUAUACACCCACCCUCAUCCAUCGUAGACUACAAUGCACCUACAAUCAGCCUGAAGGACGCCAACCCGCAAGCCAUGGACAACCUCACUUAUCUGGGCAGCACCCCUUCUCGCAACACCAAAAUCAAAAAUGAAAUUGCUCGCCGGAUUUCCAAGGCCACUCAAGAAUUCGACCGUCCUCAAUGCACUGUCUCGAAUCGUCAAGACCUUCACUUUGGCGAAAUCAAAGGUGUACAAGCCAGUCCUCCUGCCAACACAGUCGAAUAA